Linum trigynum is the source of this 1188-nucleotide messenger RNA. Lineage: Eukaryota; Viridiplantae; Streptophyta; Magnoliopsida; Malpighiales; Linaceae. The record is from the annotation of a GenBank genome assembly.
AUGGCUCUCAAGCUCAACCCAGUCACCUUCCCUUCCACCCGCUCCCUCAACAUCACCUUCUCUCCCUCCCGCCAUCCCAGAUCUCCUCGCACCCUUCUCGUGGCCUCCACUUCCACCAAGGAGGCUCAGAAACUAAAGAAGUCGCAUGGACCUCCCAAAGAGGUGCAUGUCCAAGUCACGCAUUCCAUGCCCCCUCAAAAGCUGGAGAUCUUCAAGUCCUUGGAAGGUUGGGCUGAGGACAAUCUCUUGCUGCAUCUAAAGCCCGUUGAGAAAUGUUGGCAGCCACAAGAUUUCCUGCCAGAACCCGAGUCAGAUGGAUUUUAUGACCAAGUUAAGGAACUAAGGGAAAGAGCCAAGGAACUCCCUGAUGACUAUUUUGUUGUGCUGGUUGGAGAUAUGAUCACUGAAGAAGCCCUACCAACUUACCAGACAAUGCUUAACACCCUUGAUGGCGUUAGGGAUGAAACUGGGGCCAGCCUUACAUCAUGGGCGAUCUGGACUCGCGCAUGGACUGCUGAGGAGAACCGGCACGGUGAUCUCCUCAACAAGUAUCUCUACCUUUCCGGAAGAGUGGACAUGAAGCAGAUUGAGAAGACAAUUCAGUAUCUGAUUGGAUCUGGAAUGGAUCCAAAAACAGAAAACAAUCCCUACCUUGGUUUCAUAUACACUUCAUUCCAAGAGAGGGCAACGUUUAUCUCACAUGGGAAUACGGCAAGACUAGCCAAGGAACAUGGAGACAUGAAGCUGGCACAGAUAUGUGGAAUUAUCGCAGCAGAUGAGAAACGCCAUGAAACUGCUUACACCAAGAUUGUGGAGAAGCUGUUUGAGAUUGAUCCGGAUGGCACAGUGUUGGCACUGGCAGACAUGAUGAGAAAAAAGAUAUCCAUGCCUGCCCACUUGAUGUUUGAUGGCCAGGAUGACAAUCUUUUUGAGAAUUACUCCUCUGUGGCACAGCGUAUUGGGGUGUACACGGCGAAGGACUAUGCAGAUAUCCUCGAGUUCCUGGUUGGGAGGUGGAAAGUGGAGACGUUGACAGGUCUUUCUGCGGAAGGAAACAGGGCCCAGGAGUUUGUUUGUGGGCUUCCAGCAAGGAUUCGAAGGCUGGAAGAGAGAGCUGCUGGGAGGGCGAAGCAACCAUCCUCCCCUGUUCCUUUCAGCUGGAUUUUCGGCAGAGAACUUGUGCUGUAA